CCGUCUGCGGUCCGUCAGUCAUUCAUGUCAUUCAUUAAUUUCAUUACCGUUCUCCCGAUGUGUGUUUUCGAAUUUCGGAGGUUUUUUUAAUUUAUUCGGCUCUGCCGCAAAAGAUUCACCAAAGUGAAAUCAAAUCCAAUCGUUUCCCGAUAGUCUAGUGUGUGGGCACGUUCCGUGCCGAGUUUCCGCCAAGUUUAACCUGCCGUACAGAGCGCUAAGGAUGUUCGAAGAUGCCGAUCACUUCGCCGAUAUCUUCCGCGGCGGACUACCCUACUAUCUGCUAAUCACAUUACCGAUUUUGAUCAUCUGUUCGUCCAACCCGGUCCUGGCCGCCAGCGAGUUUGGCGUUCAGCGUAUGGCCCAGUUCGAUGUCCACGGAACUCCCUACGGUUGCCGUGCGUCGACCCUGAAUCUGGAAGCAAAAUCGUUGUACACCUGGCAAACUUCCCGACACUGCGUUGUCACUCGCUUCCAGGAUAUGACCAUCGAUCAGUUCCGGGAAAUCCGUGCCAAAGCAGGCGGUUUGGUUAUUCUGUUGCCGGAGGAUUUCGCAUCACUCAGUUUGGAGGAGAAACAGCACAUCCACAUGCUUGAGCAAGCAAUGAUGCAGCAGGAGAUCUCUAUUCCGGUGUACUUCUCGCGGUACAAUCCGAAAAUGAACGAGAUCAUAAAGGACGUUACCAAAACCGCCAGUGCAAAUCAGAAAAAGUCUUCCCAAGAGCGCGAAUCGGCCAUCAGCGAAAUCCUGGGCUCGAUUUCGGCCAACGGCUAUCAGAUUGUCGUGUCCGGCACGAGCCACGCUGCCAACAAACAGUCCAAAAUUCCAAUCAUCCAGGGUGAACUCACUCCAACCAAGCAUGCGAUUAAAACCGGCGACGGCGAAAGCAAACUACCUCUGAUCAUCCUAACGGCCCACCUGGACUCGUUCGGUUUGAUAAACGGUCCCCUGAAGAAUGCUGAUUUGGCUGUGUUGCUCACACUGGUCGAGUUGUUUAGCAAGCUCCACGCCAGCAUUCCCAAAUACCGGCUGAUGUUCCUGGUGUCCGAAUCCGGCAGCCUUCUGAACUUCCAGGGCAUGAAGAAGUGGCUCGAUUCCAAUCUGGACGAGAACGUGCAAAUUCAACAAGCAGAAUUUGUCAUCUGUUUGGAUUCCAUCAGCAAAACCUUGGCCAACGAUAACCUAUUCAUGCACGUCUCGAAACCCCCGAAGGAGGGCACUCCGAUGAACGGGUUCUACAAAACACUGAAGGCCGUUGCCCAGCGGUACGGUAACAUCACCGUCGAAGGCGUCCACAAGAAGAUCAACCUUGCGGAUACGCUGCUUGCGUGGGAACAUGAACGGUUCAGCAUGAAGCGGAUGCCGGCGUUUACGGUUUCCAAUUUGAAGCCCCACAAAGAUUUUUUGCGCAACACGAUCUUCGAAGACGAAGACGAGGAGGAGCAGCUCUACAAGUUGGAAACCAACGUGAAAGUCCUGGCCGAAACCCUCGCCAGCUACAUCUACAAUUUGCCCCUGGACAACUCGGCCGGCAGCGGCGAAAUCUUCACCGGUUCCAUGGCCAUCACCAAAGACAGCAUCCGGCCGUGGUUGCAGGUGCGCUCGAGCCAGCAUAACAAUGAUCUCAAAAAUGCUUUCGAAAAGUACCUUAAGAACGUCAAGGUCAGCUACGACAAACCGGACGCCCGCGAGCCAGACUUCAUGCUGUACGACGAACGGGACGGUCUGCUCAACAUCUACAACGUCAAGCCGGCCGUGUUCGAUCUGUUCCUGACGUUCAUGAUUGUGGCGUACCUGGCCGUCAUCUAUUUGGCCAUUUUCCAUUUCCCCAAGCUGUACACGUUUGUCUGUCACUUGACCGUGAACAAGGUUAAAGUGAACUAGGUAACUCUAAGAAGCAUCAGCGAUUCAAUCAAUUCUCAUCUUAUUUAAUUCAAAAGUUGCCGAUCGCAGCAGUUAAAUUUGAGUUUUAAACUGAAAUGACCACUAGGGUGCGACUAAUUUUUAAAUUUCUCCUUUACUAAAAAAAAUAACCGAUAAAGUGAAUUUUUAGAAUGAGAAAUUUCAAAAUAUAAAUCGCAUUCCCAGUGACCUAGUGACUCAUAAGCGUUAGCAAUCACGAUGUACUCUUUGACAACGACAGCUGCUAUAUUGUUCAUCAUCCUUUAAGAAAGUAAGACUAUUUAGUUGUUCGCUGCGAAUUUCGCAGCUCGUUAUCCAACGUAAUUUAAAUAAAGAAAGCAUCAUUACUGCUAGUCUGAGCAUUUCGAAGUUCAUUUUUUGUUUGAGUUGAACCCAGUUCUGUUUCUGUUUUCCCGUUUUGGGCACUAGAAGGAUAAGAAAAGUAACGGUUGACGGACGGACGAUCAGCAAAGGGUAAUGGAAAUAUAUUGGUUUUACCACCUAGUAGGAAAUUAGAGAAAGGCUUAUUUGACCUCCUGUUAACUCGGUAUAGAAUGGAACAAACUACAAGUAGGUAUCAAACAGUAAAUGGUUUUGCGAGUGAAACUGAA
This is a messenger RNA of Aedes albopictus (Asian tiger mosquito), 2511 nucleotides long. RefSeq names its product BOS complex subunit ncln. Gene Ontology annotation, biological process: regulation of signal transduction. The transcript is spliced from 4 exons. Bases 221 to 1882 code for a protein of 553 amino acids. Gene Ontology annotation, cellular component: endoplasmic reticulum membrane. The record is from RefSeq and is a predicted model, not a curated record. NCBI's taxonomy places the organism in Eukaryota, Metazoa, Arthropoda, Insecta, Diptera, Culicidae.